Messenger RNA from Manihot esculenta (cassava), 1800 nucleotides. RefSeq names its product protein disulfide-isomerase. The transcript is spliced from 10 exons. NCBI's taxonomy places the organism in Eukaryota, Viridiplantae, Streptophyta, Magnoliopsida, Malpighiales, Euphorbiaceae. The record is from RefSeq and is a predicted model, not a curated record. Gene Ontology annotation, cellular component: endoplasmic reticulum. Bases 147 to 1640 code for a protein of 497 amino acids. Gene Ontology annotation, biological process: protein folding; response to endoplasmic reticulum stress. Gene Ontology annotation, molecular function: protein disulfide isomerase activity.
AUAGAACCAUGUUUUGUCUCGUUCUCUCCCCAACUCGCAUCUGUCCAUAAAAACCCAUUCCCUACGCGACUCAGAAAUCUAAAACCUCACACACAGAUUCAAAAUAAGAUUCGAGAGCUCUCUCUUGCUCUCUCUUUGCUGCAGCAAUGGCGUCUAGGGGUUCGAUUUGGUUUUGCAUGUUCGUUGUGUCUCUAAUUGUAGCAAUCUCAGCUGGGGAGAGUGAAGAGAAGGAAUUCGUUUUGACUCUGGACCACUCCAAUUUCACUGAUACUGUUAGCAAGCACGAUUUCAUCGUCGUCGAAUUCUACGCUCCUUGGUGUGGUCACUGCAAGAAGCUUGCUCCUGAGUAUGAGAAAGCUGCAUCCAUCUUGCAUAGUCAUGACCAUCCAGUUGUUCUGGCCAAAAUUGAUGCCAAUGAAGAGGCUAACAAGGAUCUUGCAACCCAAUAUGAGGUUAAUGGAUUCCCAACUAUCAAAAUUUUGAGAAAUGGGGGGAAGUCAAUUCAGGAAUAUAAAGGCCCUCGUGAUGCUGAUGGCAUUGUUGAAUAUUUGAAGAAACAAAGCGGCCCUGCUUCUGUUGAAAUAAAAUCAGCAGAAGAUGCUAGCAAUUUCGUUGGUGACAAAAAGAUAGUUAUUGUAGGAGUGUUCCCUAAGUUCUCUGGACAGGAGUUUGAGAGCUUUAUUGCUGUUGCAGAGAAAUUGCGCUCUGACUAUGAGUUUGGUCAUACCUUGGAUGCUAAACACCUUCCUCGUGGGGAAUCAUCUGUAACUGGGCCCCUCGUUAGGCUGUUCAAGCCAUUUGAUGAACUCUUUGUUGAUUUUAAGGACUUUAAUGUGGAUGCCCUAGAGAAGUUUGUAGAAGAAUCUAGCAUUCCCGUCGUGACUCUCUUUAACAAUGACCCCAGCAAUCAUCCUUUUGUUAUCAAAUUUUUCAAUAGUCCUGAUGCUAAGGCGAUGUUGUUUACCAACUUCAGUCAUGAAGCUGCAGAUUCUUUCAAAACUAAAUAUCAUGAAACUGCCCAGCAAUUCAAAGGACAGGGCAUAAUUUUUUUGUUGGGAGAUGUAGAGGCUAGUCAAGGUGCCUUCCAGUAUUUUGGAGUUAAAGAGGAUCAAGUGCCUCUCAUCAUCAUUCAAACUAACGAUGGACAGAAGUACCUGAAGGCAAAAUUGGAGCCUGAUCAUAUUGCUCCUUGGGUGAAGGAAUACCAGGAAGGCAAGGUCCUGCCAUACAAGAAAUCUGAACCUAUCCCUGAAGUAAACAAUGAGCCUGUGAAAGUUGUGGUUGCUGAUAGUCUACAGGACAUGGUUAUCAACUCUGGAAAAAAUGUCCUUCUAGAGUUUUAUGCUCCUUGGUGCGGACACUGCAAAAAUUUGGCUCCAAUCUUGGAGGAAGUUGCCAUUUCAUACCAAAGUGAUCCUGAUGUUGUCAUUGCAAAGCUUGAUGCAACUGCAAAUGAUAUCCCAAGUGAUACUUUCGACGUGAAGGGAUACCCCACUGUAUACUUGAGGUCAGCAAGUGGAAAGUUGGUGCAAUAUGAAGGGGAUAGGACCAAAGAAGAUAUCAUUGACUUCAUUGAAAAGAAUCGGGAUAAAGAUAAAGUUGCCCAAGAAGAAUCGCCCAAGGCUAAGGAUGAGCUCUAAAUCUUGUAUCAAUUUUGGGUUUUCUGUGUACUAAUAGUUAUGUCAGAAUAAUCAAAUUAUUUAGUUUUCUUAGCCCCUUUGUUGUCAGGGAGAAAAAUGGAAAAGGAUAAUCGUGAAGUUAGAUGAGUUUUCCUUUCAAUUAUUACUGGAUUAUUUUACA